This is a messenger RNA of Cornus florida, 1009 nucleotides long. Its product is annotated as ras-related protein Rab7. Bases 130 to 753 code for a protein of 207 amino acids. Lineage: Eukaryota; Viridiplantae; Streptophyta; Magnoliopsida; Cornales; Cornaceae. The transcript has 8 exons. Gene Ontology annotation, cellular component: vacuolar membrane. The record is from RefSeq and is a predicted model, not a curated record. Gene Ontology annotation, molecular function: GTP binding; GTPase activity.
CCAAAGCCCGGCUGUGCUUCGAUUGAUUGACAGAUCGUAAUAGUGGUAUCCAUUUUUGUUCUUCUUCUUCGUUCUUUUCACUCCCUAAAAGAACAGGAGAGAGAAAAAUACUGUGUUUCCAUUUAAUCCAUGGCUUCUCGAAGGCGUAUGCUUCUGAAGGUCAUAAUCCUCGGAGACAGCGGAGUUGGGAAGACGUCAUUGAUGAAUCAGUAUGUGAAUCGAAAGUUUAGUAAUCAGUACAAAGCGACAAUUGGAGCUGAUUUCCUAACAAAGGAAGUUCAGUUUGAAGAUAGGUUGUUCACAUUGCAGAUAUGGGAUACGGCUGGGCAGGAAAGGUUCCAAAGCCUUGGUGUGGCUUUUUAUCGUGGGGCAGACUGCUGUGUUCUUGUAAAUGAUGUGAAUGUCAUGAAAUCAUUUGACAAUCUCAACAACUGGCGGGAAGAGUUUCUGAUUCAGGCCAGCCCAUCUGACCCGGAAAACUUUCCAUUUGUUGUAUUGGGGAACAAGAUAGACAUUGAUGGUGGCAAUAGCCGUGUGGUUUCUGAGAAGAAAGCAAGGGCAUGGUGUGCCUCUAAGGGAAACAUACCUUAUUUCGAGACUUCCGCAAAAGAAGGAUUUAAUGUGGAAGCUGCUUUUGAGUGUAUAGCCAAAAAUGCACUCAAGAACGAGCCUGAAGAAGAAAUAUAUCUUCCUGACACCAUUGACGUUGCUGACGGAGGGCGGCAUCAAAGAUCUACAGGGUGUGAAUGUUAGAAGAGUUCAGGGUUGGCUUUGCUUCUUGGAAUGCAGAUACAAUUGUCAUUCAUAUCUUCCCAUUCGUUGUGCAGUAACUAUAACAAGUGAUCAGGAUGGUUAUUAAUCUCCAAUUUGUAUUUUUAGUCCAUCAGAAACGACCACUUAAUUAUCUUUUUUACUAUUUAUUGUUCAACUUCCAUGUCUGUGUUUACCUAUACGUUUGUGGUUUAUAUAAAAAUGUGAUUUUAGUGGCAAAUAAAGCAGUAAUUUUGUA